AUGAGGGACCUGCUGAACCCUUCCAACCAGGCCUUCUGGGGGGAGCGAAUAAAGAAGGAGGUGGUUAUUCGGACCACCUGGAAUGCCCGCUAUGGACACAAGUACCUGAAAGAGGGGUCCAAGACCAAGGCCAGAAGUCAGGCCCGGCAGGCCCCUUUUGGGUCAGUCUUGAAAGCAGGCCCAUUGCCUUCCAAAAGCUCCCCUGUCAGAAAAGAGGCACGAAUAGGAUGGACAGAGACCAGCGGAGUCCUGGGAAACAGAGUGUGGCAGGCCAGAAAAAGUCUUCAGCACACAGCAGCUCAGGGUAGGCCAGAGGACUUAGAAAUGAAGCCUCCCACCUCAGCGACUCUGAAGCUGCUCUUCCAAGGCAUCUCCCAUGACGGCCAGGGCCGGACCCUGUACCUCAGGGAGCGGCAUCAAGUGAUACCGGAGAAGAAGUACAAGUACCCGAUGGUGUCUUCCUGGGAGUAUGGCUGGCACGUGGGGGAUGUCAUGAAGGACUACAAGACACCAGCUCAUGCCAAAACUCAUCCCAUCUCAAAGUCAUUUUACAUCAAAAAUGGCAUUUUCCCUAAUCCACGGCGAUCAGAUGACAUCAUGUGA
Apodemus sylvaticus (European woodmouse) is the source of this 603-nucleotide messenger RNA. Its product is annotated as protein ATP6V1FNB. Lineage: Eukaryota; Metazoa; Chordata; Mammalia; Rodentia; Muridae. The coding region runs from base 1 to 603 and encodes 200 amino acids. The record is from RefSeq and is a predicted model, not a curated record. The transcript is spliced from 2 exons.